Messenger RNA from Schizophyllum commune H4-8, 675 nucleotides. RefSeq lists its product as uncharacterized. NCBI's taxonomy places the organism in Eukaryota, Fungi, Basidiomycota, Agaricomycetes, Agaricales, Schizophyllaceae. The coding region runs from base 1 to 675 and encodes 224 amino acids. The transcript is spliced from 4 exons. The record is from RefSeq and is a predicted model, not a curated record.
AUGCUGACUGCAACUGGGAAGAAGGGCAAGGCCCCACAGGCUGAGCUGGCGGAUGACUUGCAGACCAACAGGGCGGUGCCCCUGUGUCGCUCUACGCGAGCUCGCCCUGCUGUAGCUGCCCCAGCUGCGCGCAAGAUGGCAAAGGCGAGUGUGGCGGGUGCGCCUGUGGCGCCCGCCACAAUCGCGGUGGCUCCUGCCCCGGCAGCGCCAGAGGUGGCCCCUCUGCAGCCCUCGGCGAUGCCGCGCGCGUCUGUCAAAAGUGGUCGGGCCUCCUCAGACCCCCCCUCCCCCCCCACCCCUGGUGCGCUAUUUUUAGUUCUGGACCCCCUUGCCCCAGUCGCUAUCCUAUACGCAGGAAGACUGAGGUCUUGCGCUCUCUGGGCUUAUUUAGGUUAUGAGCCCCGCGCUCUAGCUGCCCCAACCAGCCAGUUCCACACCCCGACUCAAACUCGCCGCUGUGCGCGCGUACCAGCUGCGAUUCCCUCCGCUCGAGCGGCAUUCGACGCGCAAGACCCUCCUCUACCUUGUGCCCGAGCCGCGCUCCGCGAAAAUCGCCAGUACCGCCGCUAUCGCCGUGCGAAGUCCAGCACCUCCGAUCACCGCAAAUUUACACCCUCCCUCAUAUUCGCCGUCGCGCACGCAGUUCGCGUCCGUUCCUCUCCAAACAACUUCUAG